Microplitis demolitor is the source of this 1259-nucleotide messenger RNA. RefSeq names its product uricase. The record is from RefSeq and is a predicted model, not a curated record. Gene Ontology annotation, cellular component: peroxisome. Bases 1 to 1065 code for a protein of 354 amino acids. Lineage: Eukaryota; Metazoa; Arthropoda; Insecta; Hymenoptera; Braconidae. Gene Ontology annotation, molecular function: urate oxidase activity. The transcript has 4 exons. Gene Ontology annotation, biological process: purine nucleobase catabolic process; urate catabolic process.
AUGAGUAAAUUAGGUGCAUUAGCUGACGAUUCAUUAUCAAUAAUGGGAAAAAAAAAUAUUCAUUUGAAUAGUCGCGAGUUAAAAAAUAAUAAUUUAAAUGAUAAUGAAAAAAAUUCACAUGCUUGGAAUAAUUUUAAAUUAAAUCUUGUAUCUAAACAUGACGAUACGGACGAAUAUGAAAUCGGAGCAUAUGGUUACGGUAAAAAUAAUGUCAAACUGCUUUACGUAAAACGCGAAGACAAAUAUCGACACGAAAUUCAUGAAUAUGAAGUCGAUACUCAUCUGCGACUGGGAUCACAAAAAGACUAUUUGGAGGGCGACAAUCGGGACAUAAUAGCCACCGACAGUCAGAAAAACACGGUCUACAUACUCGCGAAAAAAUACGGAAUAAAAUCCCCCGAAGAAUUCGGAAUAUUGCUGUGCGCUCAUUUUCUGUACACUUACAAACACGUAGAGGAAGUGCACGUUAACAUAGAGGAAUAUCCGUGGAUGCGUCAUAGCGUUAAUGGAGUCCCCCACAACCACGCUUUCAUUUUCAAUCCUCAAGUCAUAAGACACUGUCAGGUUACACAACUCAGAAAUGAAUCUCCGAAAAUUCGUGGCGGCCUAAAAGGUCUGCGUGUUUUAAAAACAACUCAGAGUUCAUUUAUCGACUUUAUACAAGACGACUAUCGAACACUACCUGAUGCAAAUGACAGAAUAUUUAGCACAGUAGUGUCAGCUUCUUGGGAUUUCUCAACUGCCAAAGACGUCGAUUUCGACCGAGUCUGGACCACCGUCAAAAAUUGUAUUCUAGAAAAUUUUUCUGGUCCCCCUUCUACCGGAAUUUCUUCACCCAGUGUUCAAAAUACCCUUUACUUAGCCGAGAGAUGUGUGUUAGAUAAAAUUGACCAGAUUAAAAGCAUUGAAAUGCGUAUGCCGAACAAACAUUAUUUAGAUCUUGACAUGAGCAAGUUUCCCAAACUGGUGGAAGGAGAGAACAAAGAAGUCUAUCUGCCAGUUGACAAGCCCGCGGGAAUUAUUUACGCACAACUGAACAGAAAAGACGUUACCUCGAGGUUAUAGUGGAUUGAGUAAAAAAACUAUAGAUUGAAUUAUAAUACAGAGAAAAUAAACUCAAGCAUGUAAAAACCCACGUUUCCGGAGUCAUAUCAUGGAAAUACCUGUUUUUUUAAAUACUAUAAGUUUUCAAGUAUUUAAUAUAUAUUUAAAGUACACCUUUGGUAAUAACGGAUGUUUGUACUCUUUUUUAUGGUAUU